AUGGAAGCAGUUACAAGUGGAUCUUCAAUACGUGAAGCAUCAAAUACUUUUCUUGUUCCAUAUACAACAUUAAAUUCUCAUGUUAAUAAUGAAGUUUUAUAUGAUCAAGUCGGUCGACCAACUAAGUUUAGUAUUGAAGAAGAAGUUUAUCUUGAGCAAGCAGUUCUUGCGUUGCACAGCUGGGGUGACCCGCUAUCCAUCGAAGAGUUUUUGCAUAUCUCCGAAGAAUAUGCCUCAUCUCUGAACAAAAGUAAUUUGUUUCCAGCAGGAAAACCAACGUAUGAUUGGCUUCGUUCAUUUUUGAAACGACACACAAAUCUUAUUUUGAAAAAAUCAUAUCCAUUGGAAAAGAAGCGUGCAGCAUUAACUUCAGAACAAAUUGAAGAAUGGUUCGGAUUAUUAUCAAAAGUUAUUGGAGAAAACGAUUUAGCGAAUUGGCUGGCUCAGUUGUUUAACUGUGAUGAAACAGGCUUGUCUGAUAGCAUCAGCUACUCCAAAGUACUUGUACAUCGGCGAACAUCUAAUGCUUAUCGAAUCCAAGGAGGCUCUGGUGGAAAAUCGUUUACUAGUGUGAUGUUUUGUGCUUCAGCUACUGGCUUUUUGUUGCCACCAUUUGUUGUCUACAAAUCUAAACGAUUGUAUCAGGAAUGGUGUUUUGGUGACCACCAGAGGCCGAUUUUUCUAAUUCUGAAAAGUAAUUUUCUUGCAAAGAAAAAACAAUAGGAUUCAGCAUCAUUAGGUUGCCAGAAUCUUCAUGACGUUUGUGAUACUCAAGAAAAUCAGUUAGAAUAUCAUUAACACUUAUGAUAAUAAGAGCAGAGGAUUUUUCAUGAAAAUUUUUUCUUAUUGAUAAGAAAAUUAAGACGAUCUAUUGUUUUAAAACUUAUCGGUAUCUACCUUGACGUUUUCUAUGAAUAUUCAGCUAAGGAAUAUUUAGUUUAUAGCAAAAUCAGAGAGAAGAAAAUUUUUUCAAAAACUAGAGAUACUUUCCUAUUAGUUAUAUCAAUCGAUUUAUUCAAUGGUGGGUGUCGCAGAUAAUAGAUCUUGGUGAAAUAAUAUUAAGUACUAAAUAUAAAUCGAAAAUUUUGUAUAAUUUUACGUUUGUCCAAUGAAAUUAGGUUUAUAUUUAACUAAAUAUAAACAGUCUACAUGUCAGUGGGUGUUUCAUUUUCGUUGAGUUUAUUCUUUUUACCAGCAGCACACAUUGUUAAAAAGUUAAUUACUACUAAGUGUAUAAUGCUAUAGAAUCUCAGAUAUAUUUCUAAUACGUUUCUCGCUGGUUUUAACAUUACUUUAAUAUGAAUGCUUUAUAAUAUUAUUGAGCGAUGAUUGCUGAAACAUUCCUUUUCCCAAUACAAUUAAAAGAAAUUUUUUGUUUAAGUGGUUGGAUGGAAAAAACGUUAUUUUAUGAGUGGUUUGAACAAAUUUUUCUAAAACAUACGAAAAUUUUGCCACGUCCAAUAGUUUUGAUUCUUGAUGGACAUGGGAGCCGCUUUAAGGUCGAAACACUUAAAUUGUCUGUUGAAAAUAAUGUGUAAGUGAUAAAAAUAUCCAUAUUGCAGUUCUGAAAUUUCACUAAACUAAAUGUCAUACAUAUUCAUGAAACAUUUUAGAACAAUUCUGUGUCUUUCUUCAAAUGCCACUCAUAUUUUACAACCGUUGGAUGUUGUCUUUUUCAACCCAUUGAAGAUCGAAUGGAAAAAUUGAGCCGUAUUUUAUACUAGAUAUUUUCUAAUUCUUUCAUAGAAUCUUAAAAGUUGAAUAUAAUCGAACGAACAAUAAAACCUGUUAUGUCAGGAGAUAUCUCUCCUAACAUAAGGAGACUCCAUGUUGGUAUGAUAUCAUCACUGUACAUCAAUGGCAUUAUUACUCCUCUUUUUCAAUGGCUCUUUCAUCAUGGAUAACGG
Molecule: messenger RNA, 1907 nt
Organism: Rotaria socialis
Lineage: Eukaryota; Metazoa; Rotifera; Eurotatoria; Philodinida; Philodinidae
Source: the annotation of a GenBank genome assembly